Messenger RNA from Candidozyma auris, 810 nucleotides. RefSeq names its product putative rhomboid protease. Bases 1 to 810 code for a protein of 269 amino acids. Lineage: Eukaryota; Fungi; Ascomycota; Pichiomycetes; Serinales; Metschnikowiaceae. The transcript has a single exon. The record is from RefSeq and is a predicted model, not a curated record. Gene Ontology annotation, cellular component: membrane. Gene Ontology annotation, molecular function: serine-type endopeptidase activity.
AUGGCUCCCUUGCAUCUUCACUUGCCCAAUACGGAAGCAUUGGAUAAUCUCCCAGCUUUCACCGUCGGGUUCACAAUUUUCGCCGUCGGCUUCUUUGGCUUCUAUCCUCGCGACUCCGACGCUGUGGUCUUGGAACCCCAUGCUCCAUUGAACUUGAACUUGAACGCCAUCUCAUUUUACAUUUUCCCCCACUUGAACGUGUUGCACUUAUUGUUGAAUCUUGUGGCCUUGGCGCCUCUUUUGGCGAGGUAUGAGAAGACUCACGGAACUAUCUACACUGGUGUCACCAUGAAUCUUUUGGCCGUGGUUGCUGCGUUGCAGUACUGUUUCUUGGGACUCUUCUUGUACCCUACUCAGCAUGUGGCCGGGUUGCUGGGUGAAUUUUUCUCAUUUUUGACGUUCUACUGCUACAAGGAGCAUUUCAAUCGCCCUUCUUUGCACACCUUCCGUGUGGGCGGCAACGAGUUCCCAAUCCCAACACUCUAUUUCCCGCUUCUUUAUCUGUGUGUAAUUGCAUUCCUCUUCCCCAACUCAUCUUUUUUUGGCCAUUUGGCAGGUGUCAGUGCUGGCUACUUGCUUGCUGCGGGCAAGAUCAAUUUCAUGUUCCCACCCCUGAAGGUGAUUCAAUGGAUUGAGCUGAAGAUCAACCCCGUGAUUGAUGUAUUGCACAACAUUGUCGUGUGGACAAAAGAAGAAGAGGCUGUGAAUGAACGUACCGUUGGCUACAAGCCCCUCUUGUCCACGGAUAUUGAGCAAGCAGAUGCCACCACCGCAACCUACGAGGGAUUUGAAAGGAGAUUGGGAACGUAG